GAUUUCCAUUCUGAUCAACGGAUAAAGGGAUUAACCUGUGAAAAAUGGCUGAUCUAACCAAGACAGACGAACAGGAAGUAGAGAAGAGUUUGGAUGAAGAAGUGGAGAAAACACCUCUUACUUUAGAGGCAGAUUCAGGUAUCAGUUGGGAAGGCGAUAGUUCAACUUCGGGUACAGUGCACUCCACUGAAAAUGAAAAAGAAGUUGAUAGUGUUAAUCAGGAUGGCAGAGCAAAAAGGAAGAAUGUAGAUUCUGAAGAUGAACCACCUAAGAAAGUACAUGAGACAGGCCAUGGGCAAGCUGUAGCUGCACAUUAUAAUGAACUUCAAGAAGUUGGAUUGGAGAAACGUAGCCAGUCUCGCAUAUUCUACCUCCGAAACUUUAAUAAUUGGACAAAGAGUGUCCUCAUUGGUGAAUUUAUAGACCGGGUACGACGGAAAAAAAAUGAUAUAACUGUUUUGGAUCUAGGAUGUGGCAAAGGUGGAGACUUACUGAAAUGGAAAAAAGGCAGAAUUAAAAAACUUGUGUGUACUGAUAUUGCUGACAUUUCUGUGCAACAGUGCAAGCAGAGAUACGAAGACAUGAGAGCCCGAUGUCGUUAUAAUGAACGUAUUUUUGAUGCAGAAUUUAUACAAGCAGAUAGUACCAAGGAUCUCUUGUCUUCCAAAUACAAUGAUCCAGAUAUACGCUUUGACAUUUGCAGCUGUCAGUUUGUUUACCAUUACUCAUUUGAGACAUAUGAGCAGGCUGACAUGAUGCUUAAAAACGCUUGUGGGAACCUUGCUCCUGGAGGGUAUUUCAUUGGUACAACUCCAAAUAGCUUUGAACUUGUAAAGCGACUUGAAGCUUCAGAAACAAAUUCAUUUGGGAAUGAAGUGUAUAGUGUAAAAUUUGAAAAGAAGGGAGAAUAUCCCUUGUUUGGUUGCAAGUAUGAUUUCCACUUGGAAGAAGUUGUUGAUGUCCCAGAGUUCUUGGUUUACUUUCCAUUACUGGAAGAAAUGGCGAAGCAGCAUGGUAUGAAAUUAGUCUACAAAAUGACAUUUCGGGAAUUCUAUGAAGAAAAAAUCAAGAAUGAAGAGCAUAAAAUGCUGUUAAGGAGAAUGCAGGCCUUGGAG
Molecule: messenger RNA, 1115 nt
Organism: Phaethon lepturus (White-tailed tropicbird)
Lineage: Eukaryota; Metazoa; Chordata; Aves; Phaethontiformes; Phaethontidae
Gene: RNMT
Product: RNA (guanine-7-) methyltransferase
Exons: 7
Biological process (GO): 7-methylguanosine mRNA capping
Cellular component (GO): nucleus
Molecular function (GO): mRNA 5'-cap (guanine-N7-)-methyltransferase activity
Source: RefSeq, a predicted model, not a curated record